AUGGAUUCCAGCAAUGUGUUUGACUACUCUUUCGUCGAUUAUUCUUUGGACUACAAUCUUUCGUUCUCUGAGAUGUUGGCUGAAGAUCCACAAGUGAUACUUGAAGACCAUCCCUCAACAGAUGCUAUUACCGACAGCAUUACGGGCCCUCCAAGCGCCAUGCCCUCAUUGUCAAUACACUUGGAAAUUCCCAUAGAACAUGGCAUCGAACCGUAUUUAUCUCCUGAUUCAACUUCAGCAGACAUGAGCAAAGCAAUGUUGAAAUCGAUACCAGAUAUGCGUACCACAACAAACGCAGCGUUAGCGUCAACUCAGGCUCCCAAAUUACACACUCCAUUCAACACCUCUCCAAAAUCAUCUUCGUUAUGCCAUCAAAUUAACGAGGAGCCUGCCAUGGCAUCAUCAUCAAUGUAUCAAUCUCAAGCCUUGGAUGACCCGAGCUAUCUAGGCUUUUCGUCUGCUCCGGAGGGUUUCAACUUUGUCGAUCCCGCUAACCAGCUUUCUAUGUCAGGUGCAGGCAUCAUUCCGACUAGACCGCUUGUCUCAAGGAACUCCUCACUGAAUAAAAUUAUACCUCGUUCUGAGGGCAUAUUCCCUACGUCAACGCGCAUCAAUACCCCUCCUCAGGCAUCGAGCAGUAAUCAAGCUCCGUCUUUCAGAAAUCCUGAGGCAUGUCAAUUUGUUGAUCAGAAUGAAAGGUACUUGAGUGAGCCCUCCACCACCUCCACGAGUGCUGCGUCCAAACCUGGGAAGCAAAACCGCUAUAUUGACAUCAUUCAUGGCGGAAUCUGGUUCAUUAAUCCAGAACUACCAGCACAGGCGACACACGCCCUCACUAGGGUGCACACCGAAGAUGACAAACGAAGACAGCAGUUUCUUCCAACCCUUGAAAAUGUUGACCAACUGGUUUCCUAUUAUCAGCAUGGAAGCCAUGCCAACAUCCCAAGGAGCGCUACCGACAGUUUCCACUCCAAUAUCGGAGAAACGGAAACAAAUCAUCAAUCAAGAUCCAUCAAGAUGACAUUGAACCGUGAAGAGGGCUCCGGGGGUAACCCCGUCGAGUCUCUUGCAAAGCUCAGACACGGCAAUGGAGGGUAUGAUAUAUUGAUGACCAAUCAUUGCACAGAAACACAGAAUGGUGACAGUCAAGUCGCCACCGCUUCCAGAUAUACACGGAAGCGAAGACUGUCGACGGCAAACGGAGAUAGGGGCGAAUCCGCCUCUGCCCUCAAACGUCCACGAGCAGGCUCACCACUGGUACGUGGGAGUGGAGCGAGCAGCUCGGCGCAGACCGAGGGGAGUGUGAGCAGGGUCGCAGCGACCCUGACGGCCGCACCGAGACCCCAGUUGCAGCCAGCACAACCGCGGUGUCUCGCUGAAGGGUUCUCGCAAGGGCGCUUGGUGAUUGAGAAGCGUGAGCGCCACAGAAAAAAGGAUGGAGGACUCACUUUCCAGGUGAUGAGGCCCACACAUGAACCAUAG
Psilocybe cubensis is the source of this 1482-nucleotide messenger RNA. RefSeq lists its product as uncharacterized. The record is from RefSeq and is a predicted model, not a curated record. The coding region runs from base 1 to 1482 and encodes 493 amino acids. NCBI's taxonomy places the organism in Eukaryota, Fungi, Basidiomycota, Agaricomycetes, Agaricales, Agrocybaceae. The transcript is spliced from 8 exons.